CUGCGGGACACUUCCUUUUCUGACGCAAGUACCCGGUACUGCUGCACGCGUUUUCCUUGUUCCCUUCCUCAGCAAAACUGGAUUUUAUAACUCAUCAGCGUAAACAAACACAAGAUUGUUUUUACAAAACAUAGAUUGAGCGUUUGCAGCAACAAUGUCUCGUUUUUUUGCCACCGGGUCUGACAGCGAGUCUGAGGAGUCCUCAUCAGCUGAUGAGAUCACUCCUAAAGCACCCGGAGGAACCUUUAAGCAGUCGUUGCUUCUUAGUGAUGAUGAAGAGGACACAAAAAGAGUGGUGCGCAGCGCCAAAGAUAAAAGGUUUGAGGAGUUGACCAACUUCAUAAAGACUAUUCGAAAUGCUAUGAAGAUCCGCGACAUGUCCAAGUGUCUGGAGGAGUUUGAGCAGCUAUGUCGAGCUUUCCUAAAAAGCAAGAACAUAGUGGACAAAGAGGGUGUCCCUUCUUUUUACAUCCGUCUUCUGGCUGACUUGGAGGACUAUCUGAAUCAGCUUUGGGAAGACAAGGAGGGCAAAAAGAAGAUGAACAAAAACAACGCUAAAGCCCUGAGCACACUGCGCCAAAAGAUCCGCAAGUACAACAGAGACUUUGAAACAGAAAUAACGUCGUACAAAGAGAACCCACAAGAAUCUGCAGAUGAAGAGGAGGAGAAAGAGGAAGACGAUUCUGGCUCUUCCUCUGAAAGCGAUGAUGAGGAAGGUGAUGGAGUGUCAGCCAAGGCCUUUUUAAAGAAAAAACCUGAAGGCGUUUCAGAAGCCAGCAAGUUCCUGAAGAAGGGAUCUGGAGAUGAGUCGACUUCUAGUGAGGAUGAUGACGAUGAGGAGGAUUGGGGCCCAGACUCUGAAGAGAGUGGCAGUGAGAGUUCAGAUGAUGAAGAAGGGAAGAGCAAGUCUCUGGCCACUGUUUUCCUCAAGAAGGACAAAGGUCUCGACAGACCCAGCAUUAAAAAGCUUGAGAAGAAAAAGCUGAAAAAAAAGGAGCGGCUUGGGGAGUUUCAAGAGGGGGAGGGAGAAGACGAUGAAGAACGCUGGGAGAAGGUUAAGAGAGGCGUCCCUCUGGUUAAGGAGAAACCCAAAAUGUUUGCUAAAGGCACAGAGAUCAACACAGCUGUGGUGGUGAAGAAACUAAACGAAAUCCUGCAGGCAAGAGGCAAAAAGGGGACAGACAGAGCUGCCCAGAUUGAUCUGCUUCAUGCUCUUGCAAACAUUUCUGCUGAGAAUGACUUGGGUCAGGGUAUCCUGGUUAAGAUCAAGUUCAACAUCAUUGCCUCUCUGUAUGACUACAACCCCAACCUGGCCGCCUUCAUGAAGCCUGACAUGUGGAAGAAGUGCCUCGAAUGUAUCGACGAGCUGCUGGACAUUCUGUUUGGGAACAAUAACAUCUUCAUCGGGGAGAACAUUGCAGAGGACAGCGAGCAUCUAGCAGUCUCUGACCAGCAACCUUUCAGGGUGCGCGGCUGCGUCUUAACACUGGUGGAGAGGAUGGAUGAAGAGUUCACCAAGAUCAUGCAAAACACCGAUCCUCAUUCACAAGAGUAUGUGGACAAUCUUAAAGACGAGGGACGAGUUUGUGGCAUCAUUGACCGGCUGCUCACCUACUUGGAGAACAAAGGCAGCACAGAGGAGGUUUGCCGCGUCUACCUGCGCCGAAUCAUGCACACCUACUACAAGUUUGACUACAAAGCUCACAGGCGCAGCUUGGGCCUGCAGGGAGAGACCAAGUCCGAGCAGGACCAGGAGGAAAGCGAAGGGGAGGACAGCGCUGUGAUCAUGGACCGUCUCUGCAAGUUUAUAUACGCCAAGGAUCGCACCGAUCGUAUCCGUACCUGCGCCAUCCUCUGCCACAUUUACCACCAUGCUCUCCAUUCACGCUGGUACCAGGCCCGCGACCUGAUGCUCAUGAGCCACCUGCAGGACAACAUCCAGCACGCUGACCCACCCGUACAGAUCCUGUACAACAGAACCAUGGUCCAGCUUGGCAUUUGCGCUUUUCGACAAGGCAUGAUUAAAGACGCCCAUAACGCGCUGUUGGACAUCCAGUCAUCGGGCCGUGCCAAGGAGCUGCUGGGUCAGGGUCUGCUGAUGAGGAACAUGCAGGAGAGGAAUGCUGAGCAGGAGAAGAUUGAGAAGAGAAGACAAGUUCCGUUCCACAUGCACAUCAACUUGGAGUUGCUGGAGUGUGUGUACCUGGUCUCUGCCAUGCUGUUGGAAAUCCCCUACAUGGCUGCCCACGAGUUUGACGCCCGCCGCAGGAUGAUCAGCAAGCAGUUCCAUCACCAGCUCAGAGUGGGAGAGAGACAGCCGCUGCUCGGGCCCCCAGAGAGCAUGAGGGAGCACGUUGUAGCAGCCAGCAAGGCCAUGAAGAUGGGAGACUGGCGUACCUGCCACUCCUUCAUCAUCAACGAGAAGAUGAACAGUAAAGUGUGGGACUUGUUCCCUGAGACGCAGAGAGUUCGUGAGAUGCUCGUCAGGAAAAUUCAAGAGGAAUCCCUGAGGACUUAUCUGUUCACGUACAGCAGUGUUUACGACUCCAUCAGCAUGCAGACCCUGUCUGAGAUGUUUCAGCUGGAAAUCGCUACAGUUCACAGCAUCAUCAGCAAGAUGAUCAUUAAUGAGGAACUCAUGGCGUCUCUUGACCAGCCCACACAGACGGUGGUGAUGCACCGCACGGAGCCCACCUCCCUGCAGAAUAUGGCUCUGCAGCUAGCAGAGAAACUGGGCAGCCUGGUGGAGAACAACGAGCGCAUCUUCGACCUCAAACAGGGCGUCUAUGGAGGCUACUUCAACAGAGAUCAGAAAGGUGGCUAUCAGCAGAAGCAGGGAUACCAGAGAGAUCAGAAAGGUUACCAGCAGAAGCAAGGUGGCUACCAAGGUGGCUACCAGGGAGGCUACCAGGGAGGCUACCAGGGAGGCUACCAGGGUGGCUAUCAAGGGGGCUAUCAAGGGGGCUAUCAAGGGGGCUACCAGCGAGGUGGCUACAGGAAUCAAAACCAAGGCGGCUACUGAGUUUGGAAUGUGUGGAUUUCAGUUUUUCACCAAGAGAUGUGUUCAUUCCAUGACCCAACCUGAGCUCAGCCACCUCCUGUCAGAACUUUUUCCAUCUGAUCCUGAAUCUGCUGAAAGCUACAGCAGCUGCGUAGUUUUAAAAAGUCCAAGAUUGUCAACUUCUUGUGGCAGAACAUGAAGAUUUUCAUCAUUUAUAAAAGAAAGUCAAGCUGUUGCAGUGUGGUUAGCUGGUUUGUGGUAUUGCAGUCAGCAACUUAACAUGUCAGCUUAAUAUUGAUUUAAAGAAAUAAACAGUAAUAAACUUU
Messenger RNA from Nematolebias whitei (Rio pearlfish), 3327 nucleotides. It is a transcript of the gene eif3c, whose product is annotated as eukaryotic translation initiation factor 3, subunit C. Bases 155 to 3022 code for a protein of 955 amino acids. Lineage: Eukaryota; Metazoa; Chordata; Actinopteri; Cyprinodontiformes; Rivulidae. Gene Ontology annotation, molecular function: translation initiation factor activity; RNA binding; translation initiation factor binding. Gene Ontology annotation, biological process: translational initiation. The record is from RefSeq and is a predicted model, not a curated record. The transcript has 23 exons. Gene Ontology annotation, cellular component: eukaryotic translation initiation factor 3 complex.